UUGGCCAAUACUUGUCCUAAAAUUUCAAUUUCGAUGAUUGCAAAUGUAUUAUUAAUUUGCAUUAAAUACCCAGAACCCAAUCACUUAUUUCGUUCAGUACUAUAUGAUCUUAUCGCUUAAGAAAUGGAAGCGAUAACUGCGGUAGAAUAAUCUUUGUAUUGAAUUAGUUAAAAGUAUACACGUCAAAUGUUUUCGGAUAUAUAUAGUUUUCGGUGAAUUUGAAAUACAUAUUUCAAAGUAUCUAUAAUAAUUAUGCGUCUAGUUUAAUGAAUUCAAAUCAGUAGAAAUUUUCAAAAUUGAUCUCGUAAAAUUGAAUAUAGUUUUCGAUCAACUUCUGAUGAGAUUCAUCAUUCAGGACAGACAGUGACUGGUCAAGUAAAGCUGACGAUCGACUUUACCUCAAGAAUUAAAGUAGAAAUGGUUUAUUGAAGGAAUUGGACUGAAUUGGACCUAUAUUCACUUAUGGUUGAUAUUUGUUCAAAAAAUACUUCAUGAAAAAGUUUUGAAUUUUUUGACAAUUUUCUUAUCAAUUAUUGAUCAAAAUCCGCCUUGGUAGUGCUUGAAUUUUCGAUUUAUCGUCGUUGAAAUGAGCGUCAGGACUUUGGACAUCAUUCUGGAUAAGCCAGAUAAGGUUUAUUACCCAGGAGAAAUGGUAACCGGAAGAGUUCGACUGGUGCUGGAUUCUUCAAAAAAAAUCAGAGCUGUUCAACUCAAGCUUAAAGGAAAAGCAGAGUGUAAAUGGAAUGAACGAGAAACCUACCGUGAUCACGAAGAUAGAAGUCGUUCCAGAUCAAUUUGUCGAAAAUCAUCUGAAACCUAUCUAAACACUGAACGUUUGGUUGGAGGAAGAGGUAAAUUUAAAUUGGCUGCUGGAGAACAUAUUUACCCAUUCAGUGUGAUGUUGCCAAUUCGUGCGCCAUCCUCUUUCAGUGGUUCUUACGGAGGAGUCUCGUAUUAUGCAAAAGUAAAAAUUGAUAUUCCAAUGGCCUUCGAUAGAAAAGAACGAACCUGUUUUACCGUACUCAAUCCUCUGAAUCUCAAUUUAUUUCCCAAUUUGAGAAAUUCGUAUAAAAACGAAAAAAACAAAACGUUCUGUUGUCUGUGGUGUGCCAGUGGUCCCCUCACCAUCGUUGUGCAUUUACCUAAAACUGGAUUCGCUCACUCAGAACCAAUUCCAAUCACUUUGGAAAUCGACAACGCCAGUACCUAUACCGUGAAAGCGGUUCAUAUUUAUUUGAAACGAGAGAUAAAAUGGACAGCGGAGGGAUGCCAUAAAAAGGAAGAUAAAAAGCUUCAAAAAUUAAGUUUAGGCGGAGUGGAACAAGGACAGUCUCAUACUUGGAGUGAGAAUUUUACGAUUCCUUCCGCUACGUACCCGAAUUUGGAAGGUUGUUCGUUCAUUAAAAUAAACCACGAAUUACACAUCGAAGCUGACGCUAGUGGGUUUCUUGAUCCAGAUAUGCAUAUCCCUAUCACAAUCGGUGACAUCCCUCUGAGCGAAGAUCCAAACGCUCCCAUUAUUACUCCUCAACCUCAAACCUAUCCAAACAACAUGCCCUAUAAUCCUAAUGUUGGAAUGCAAAUGCCACCACCAGGAGUACCCAUGAACCCGGUCCCUUCACCAUAUCCAACUCCAGGUCAACCAGCUGCGAAUUACCCAUACCCAGGAAACCAAGCUGGUGGAGCGCCUUUUGGAGUACCAGCGCCAAAUCCCAGUUUCAUCGCACCUAAUCUACCGUAUUCUAAUGCUGGAGGAAUACCUCAAAUGCCCCUUCAUCCUACUGCUCAAGGAUAUCCUCAUUCGAAUUAUCUUACUAGCGCAUACCCGGUUCCAGGAGGUGCUGUUCCGGCGCAGCAGUAUCACCCAGAAUUAUCGCGUCAGCCGGCUACUAAUCCUGAAAGUGCUCAGAGUGCUCCUCAUCACUGGGUCCCGUUCGGGGCUGCCUCGGCCGCUGGCGAUGGUUCAAAAUUUCCAGUGCAGCCAUCGCCUUUGUUCUCAUCAUCUCCUUCUGCUCCUCCGUUUUAAGCCCAAAUGUGGCGUUCAACAUGCCUGUUUCUGAAUAUUUCCAAUAAUUAUAUAAAACAGACUCUUAUUUUUCAGAUAUUUUGUACUUAUGGAAAGUUUAACUAGCCCUAUUAUUUAUGGAACAUAGUUAUUUUAAUGUUUGAGUAAGUA
Messenger RNA from Planococcus citri (citrus mealybug), 2176 nucleotides. Its product is annotated as arrestin domain-containing protein 3-like. The transcript has 9 exons. The record is from RefSeq and is a predicted model, not a curated record. Lineage: Eukaryota; Metazoa; Arthropoda; Insecta; Hemiptera; Pseudococcidae. Gene Ontology annotation, biological process: protein transport. Gene Ontology annotation, cellular component: cytoplasm. The coding region runs from base 587 to 2026 and encodes 479 amino acids.